AUGUCCCGCAAGGCAGAGCCGAACCCCAAUGCGGGGUUCCCCUUAAUGGCGGCGACCGAGAUCCGAAACUGCAUGGAAGCACUCGGCAUCACGGUACACCCCGACGACCUGACCAAGCCGACCGCGGCCUCUACACACGCCAUCUGGGCCGCCCUCAUUGACGAGUUAAUGGGCAUCUCAACUGACAUGUUGGAAGAGCCGAAAGCUGCAGUUGCGGAAGGCAUGCCCCAUCCCGAAUUGUACUUGGAGACGCUGGGGACGAUCAUGUUCUUCAGUCACUGCAAACGCCUUGCAGACCUAUGCCGUGUCCAGGACUUUAACCUGUCCGACCUGAUCCGUCCGGACCCACUGCGCCUGCGCCGGGUGCUGAGUGGUGUGAUGAACUUUGCAAAGUUCCGCGAGGAGCGUAGUCCGUUCCAACAGAUGUUGGCUGAGCGGCUACAUAGCGAGCAGACGCGUGCAGAAGAGAUGCGGCGCAAGCUCGACCACCUCAACGCUGAAGUUGCCGAGAUCAAGGCGAAGCGAGAAGAGGACGCACCGCGGGUCGCUGCGGCCCGCGCACGCAACGAGGAGCUACGCCAACAGCUCCUGAAGCUCGGCACGACGCAGCGCACAGUCUCGGCCGAGGUGGAGAAGUUGAAGCAGGAGCGCUUCGCUCUGAGCCAGGAACAUCGGAGCCGGGCGGAGGAGCUGCACGGCCUCGAGCAGAGUGUGGCAGACAUGCAGAUGAAACUCAUGCGCUCGCCGGAUCGCGUGCGCCGAGGGAUUGCAGACAAGGAACGGCAGCUGGCGGAGCAGCGCGCGAUCAAGAAUCAGCUCGAUGCGGACCUGCGUGCCGGUGAGCUGCGCCUGCGUGUGUUCGCCGAGAUUGAGGAGGGCGUGAUCGCGCUCAACCGCGUGCAGAACGAGAUUAUCGCGUACCGCGAACAAGCGGCCGAGAAGCGGCGCGCCAACGCCGAGCGACGCGACGAAAUCCGUGCCCUUGAGAACCAGCUGCAUGUGUAUGAGCGCGAGGCAGCCAACCUCGUCCGCAAGCUACAGGAUGUGACGGAGCGGUUUGACAAGCUCGCUGAGGACCGGGUGCGUGAGCGCGAACGAUUCGAGGCGCGCGAACGCGAACUCAGCCAACAACGCGCGGCAUUGGAGGCUGAGCGCAUGGCCGAGAGCGAGGAGGCGUCGCGCUUAGAGCGCGAAGCCCACGAGUGGGAGGUCAAGACGGCCGAGUUUGCGCGUGACCGCGAACGACACCACACGGAGUUGGUUAAGGAGUGGAAGAUGCUUGAGGCUCACAUGACGGACUACAUGGCGGCCAUGACGCAGAAGCUUGGGCUCGAGCUCAAUGUCGAGCUUUAG
Messenger RNA from Cutaneotrichosporon cavernicola, 1353 nucleotides. RefSeq lists its product as uncharacterized. Gene Ontology annotation, molecular function: protein-containing complex binding. NCBI's taxonomy places the organism in Eukaryota, Fungi, Basidiomycota, Tremellomycetes, Trichosporonales, Trichosporonaceae. The record is from RefSeq and is a predicted model, not a curated record. Gene Ontology annotation, cellular component: Ndc80 complex; kinetochore. The transcript has 5 exons. Gene Ontology annotation, biological process: mitotic spindle organization; attachment of mitotic spindle microtubules to kinetochore; kinetochore organization. Bases 1 to 1353 code for a protein of 450 amino acids.